This is a messenger RNA of Nelumbo nucifera (sacred lotus), 2738 nucleotides long. RefSeq lists its product as uncharacterized. Gene Ontology annotation, biological process: protein transport. Lineage: Eukaryota; Viridiplantae; Streptophyta; Magnoliopsida; Proteales; Nelumbonaceae. The record is from RefSeq and is a predicted model, not a curated record.
AACAUAUUAUUCGCUCUCUCUCUCUCUUUCUCUGGUGUCUGGUGAGUGGUGACUGGUUCGAGGAAACGGAAGAUUCUAGUCUUCUACCCUCCUCAAUUCUCAGGCGAAGAUUAGUUUGGGAGGUCGUAUAACUCCAUUCCAAAUGUGAAUCCCUUUGUGCUCGAGGAGACGAUUGGAGAGAAUUUACACAUAUAUCGCACAGGUCCACCUGUGAUAUAUCCCUAUUUUGGUCAGUGGUACGUGAAGCAAAUCAGUCAAGCUCCAUGGCCUCAAUUCACCAUAAAAGCAGCAGCAGGAACAAGCUUCUACAGAACGAUAACAACAACUUUGCUAGUUUUGUAAAAUCUGCCUCCUCCAAUUUAUUUGCUCUCUUCCCCUUCAAUAACAACAACAGUAGAACCUAUAAUGCCAAGACGAUGACCUCAAAAGCGUCCAGUCCCCUUUGUACCUCAUCAUGUCCGUCCUCGUUUUCGUCUUCGACUUCACCAUUCGUAUGUCUGCCAUUCCUGUUCGCUGAGGCGCUACCGUCGCCAAUACUUUCUCUAUCUACAACGACCUUUUCCUCCUCCUCCUCCCCGUCGCAUCCGAACGAGAGCAAUUCCUUAUCUUCUGCUUCGGCAAUCAAGGGCAUGACUUCCGGGGGAUCGAGUUUCCCUUCCACUGUCAGAAUUGCCGGUCUCAACUCAAGUGCCAAGGGCGGUGGCCCUGCCUUUGUAGGCCAGGUUUUCAGUAUGUGCGAUCUCUCCGGCACUGGCCUCAUGGCUGUCUCUACUCAUAUCGAGAUUCCUUUCCUUUCUAAAAGAACACCACAGUGGAUGAAGAAAAUUUUUUCCAUGGUUACCAAAAGUGGGAAGAAUGGCCCUGUAUUCCGCUUUUUCAUGGAUUUAGGUGAUGCAGUUUCAUAUGUUAAACGGCUGAACAUUCCAACUGGCGUUGUGGGUGCUUGUCGUCUUGAUUUAGCAUAUGAACAUUUUAAGGAAAAACCCCAUAUGUUCCAAUUUGUUCCAAAUGAAAAACAGGUAAAGGCAGCCAAAAAACUCCUUAAGAAAAUCCCACAGAGAAAUGGAAGGAGAAAAGUAGAAGGUGUUCCUGUUUUCACUGCACAAAACUUGGACAUUGCAAUAGCCACAAAUGAUGGAAUUAAAUGGUAUACACCAUAUUUCUUUGAUAAAAGCGUCCUAGAUAACAUUCUUGAAGAAUCUGUUGACCAGCAUUUCCACACGUUAAUUCAGAACCGACACAUGCAGCGGAGACGAGAUGUUAUUGAUGACAAUCUGGCAGAAGUGGUUGAAGAGAGUGGAGAGAGCCUAUGGGAGCCUCCAGAGGUUCAAGAAGUACUGGAUGAGAUGGGUCAUCCUGGAAUACCUUUGAGUGUUAUUUCAAAGGCUGCUGAAAUGCAGCUCCUUCACACUGUUGACAAAGUACUCUUGGGAAAUAGGUGGUUAAGGAAAGCUACUGGGAUUCAGCCAAAGUUUCCUUAUAUGGUCGAUUCUUUUGAGGAAAGGAGUGCAGCUUCUUUUCUGAAGGCCGCGGAGUCUGCUAAUUCUGUUUCCGAUGCAAAGGGAGGAUGUGAGAACGAUGGACUUGAAUGGCAACCUGGGAGUUCCCUGAAAUUAGAGAGAAACCAAGCGGUUCAAGGCCAGAGAACAACAGAUCAUACAGAUUUUCGCUUUCCUUUUGCAGAUUGGUUCCAAAACCCAUGGUCGAGAAAACAGCAAAAACCAAAAAGCCAGAAGGAAUCAGACACAAGAAGGGAGGGUUUGAGCCAAGAAUGCAUUAAGCAAGAACCACCGCCACUGAGUCCUCUUCUCCCGAAGAUCACGAUGGUUGGAAUCUCAACAGGGGAGGGAGGGCAGAUGAGCAGAGCCAGUUUAAAGAAGACAAUGGAGGAUCUGACAAGGGAAUUGGAACAGACCAAUCAGAGAAGCAAUAGUACCAGUAGCACCGAGCACUGCAAUGAAGAUAGGGAUCCCCUUUUUGUGGCAAAUGUUGGUGAUUACUACUCCAGCAUGGCUAAAACAGGAUCUGCCCGAUGGGUACGUGCUGGGAACAGUUGAUGUACUGCACAAAGUUUGAAAAUCCGAUUCUUCUGUAGGCGGGAGAUAAUUCGACUCGGUAAAUUGCACCGUUUCAACGCGGCAAAGACGUGUCAGCAUCCGAGAUGUGCAGCGGAGGCAUCUAUUAAUCUGUGUCCUGAUCCGAUCACUGUUCAGAAGAGGUAAUAUCUGAUUACGAGACGGCGAAGGUCGUUUUCUUCGAGCUGAUUUUCUUCAUGGGGGCAUGUAAUUUAUCUUACCAAAAAGAUAAAAAAAUUAUUAAUAACAAAUUAUGGAACUGUGCUGGGAAUGAUUGCAAAUGGGUUAUGGGCCCCGUGUAUCAGGCCGAUGUGGCGUACCGGUUGGGCUAGUCCGUCAUUAGGUACAUUGUUGAUUCCCGAUAAAGGCGCAAAGCAGAAAAAAUAUCUGGUAGUUCAGAGUUUCAGACUUCAUACUUCAGAAGAGGAGUUUAAUUAACUAUCCCUUCUUUCUUUAUUACUUUGACAGUUGACAGGCGAUAAAAGGAGGUGAUGAUAUUAUGAUAAUGGUGCACGCAAGAAUUUUGCCGUCUAAUCAGGUUUACUUUUUGGCCUUUUUUACUUUUUAGAUCUUUCUGUUGCUUCUUCCGUUUAAUGUUUUUUUGCCACGUGGAAACUUUUCUUUAAUGGGACUAUGGCCCAUGUGACGGUUACUUUCCGUUCA